Colletotrichum costaricense is the source of this 2205-nucleotide messenger RNA. RefSeq lists its product as uncharacterized. Gene Ontology annotation, molecular function: DNA-binding transcription factor activity, RNA polymerase II-specific; DNA binding; zinc ion binding. Gene Ontology annotation, biological process: DNA-templated transcription; regulation of DNA-templated transcription. The transcript has 6 exons. Bases 1 to 2205 code for a protein of 734 amino acids. The record is from RefSeq and is a predicted model, not a curated record. NCBI's taxonomy places the organism in Eukaryota, Fungi, Ascomycota, Sordariomycetes, Glomerellales, Glomerellaceae.
AUGCCCCAAGCGUCGUCGGAGCGGGCCGCAAGCCAACCGAAGCGCAGGUACACGUCAAAGGCGUGCGAGGAGUGUCGGCGCCGAAGGGCAAAGUGUGAUGGACUGCGGCCCAUUUGUGGCCGAUGUUCCGAACGUGCCAUCAAUUGUCUCUAUAGGAGUGAAGAGGACGGCCGUAAGCCUGCUUCAAAGACAUACGUACAACUUUUGAGAAACCGGAUCGAUCUCCUGGAAGCCGUGUUGCAGUCCCACACCAUCGAUGUCGAGGCUGCCGUCGCCCAGCUCUCGGCCACCGGAUCAGCACCACAACUACCGUCCAUCGCCAGCACUUUAGCAACCGGUAGCGAUGCUGGACUCAGCGUUUCGGCUUUUGACGACCUAUGUGCCACCUUUGAAGGAGCUCUCUCCCUGGAUGAAUCGGUGAACUAUGAUCAGGAUGGAGAGAUGCGAUACUUCGGCCCGGCGAGCGGCCGCUUAGAGUUCCAGAGUGAAUCUACGCCCGAGUCCGACGAUCAUGGCAGCCCAUUGACAUCCAAGUCCACGGAGACUAACCGUUACAUCCUUCCUCUGGAGGCAGACGUCUACCCGGAUGAUCUUACUACAGAACUGAUAGACUUGUUCUUUGAGUAUCAAAACCCCUGGUGCCAAGUGGUUGAUGAGAAGCUAUUCAGAGAGAGUAUGAGAACGCGGGGUCGCUUCUUUAGUCCUUGUUUACUCAACUGUAUACUUGCUCUGGGAUCACGCUACUCCGAUAGGACCGACACCCGUUCCAUCCCAGACGACCAAAACUCGGCCGGCAAAGUCUUUCUCCAGAAAGCUGAAGUCCUUUUACAUUAUGACAUGAAACGACCGAACAUCACGACAAUUCAGUCAAUGUCCAUUUUAGUCGGGGUCUAUGUGUCCUACGGAUGCGAUGCUGCCGGAUGGCUACACCAAGGAAUGGCAAAUCGACUAGCUCUUGACAUGGGACUCAACCUUGACGCGUCGUCGUUGUCUGGCACGUGCCACAUGUCCAACGAAGAAGUAGAGUUGAGACGACAGAUUUAUUGGGCCCUAUACUGUGACGACAAACUUGCCGCCAUAUACACGGGGCGAGUCUGUAGUCUUUUGGAUGUCCAAGGCGCUGUCCAUUUACCGUCAACAUACACACCGGAACAAAUGAGUGCUGGAGCAGCAAACGACUCAUGCGACGUAAACAGAUGCAAUAAAAAGGUCCUCGUACACCGCGGUCUAAUAGGCCUCUGUCGAAUCCUUGAGAACAUCCUCCUGGCUCUAUACGCCCCAAAACCACUCUAUAAAGGCCCGCAAAGGAUAUCCUUCCUCCAAUCCUGCACCCUCGAGCUCAAAACCUGGUUCUACGAACUCCCCGCUGACCUCCGCAUCGACAAACACAACGACCUGCCCCAAGUCUACACCCUCCACAUGGUCUACCAUACCUGCUGCAUCCUCCUCUUCAAGCCCUUCCUCCUCAAAUCCAAAGACACGCCCCCGGCCAACAAAACAGACACGGCUAAACGCGCAGAGGUCCUCUGCAUCGAGUCGGCCAAACGUAUCUGCCACGCCGGCAAAAAGUACCGCCAGGUCUUUGGCUCGUUCCGGCGGAGCCCUAUCACCGCGACGCACUGCACGCUCACCGCAGCGCUGGUGCUUAUUCAGUACGCGAGCCCUGACCCGGAGUUUGCGAAUACGGGAAGGCCGUGUUGUACCGUCUACAUUGAAGCGUGUCUGGAGGUCCUGGCGGAGCUGGGCAUCUCCUGGCGUCCUGCCGCGAAGAUGCGGUCCGAUCUGAUCAAGUACCUGCACCAGAAAUACCCGGAGCGGAUGCCAAACUCCAUCCUGCAGGAGCAAGAUGCCCGCAAGGACCCGGAUCCGGAUCCAACGGCACCGGCAUCGGCGGCGGUGGUAGAAAGCGACACCAAUGGUGCAGUAUCAAGUUCUAUGCAGCCGCAGCCGACGCUAGAGCAGAGCCUGUGUCCCUUGAUCAACAUGAUUGACCAAGACUUCACGUGGGACGAGUCCAGCGCGGCGGACCAGACGCUCCAGGGGGCGUUGCUGAGUCACGGCGGAUCGGAGUCGGCUUUCAACACGCAAUUCGCUCUGGCGGAUUCUAUCGGUGAACUUGGCGAGCAGAAUGGUCUGAGUUUCAUGGAUGAUAGCUUCUGGGCGGGGAUGAAUUUCGACAUGAAUCUCGAAAUGCAAAAUCCGUGA